Messenger RNA from Cheilinus undulatus (humphead wrasse), 7181 nucleotides. It is a transcript of the gene lrrc4ca, whose product is annotated as leucine rich repeat containing 4C, genome duplicate a. Gene Ontology annotation, cellular component: plasma membrane; glutamatergic synapse; postsynaptic density membrane. NCBI's taxonomy places the organism in Eukaryota, Metazoa, Chordata, Actinopteri, Labriformes, Labridae. Gene Ontology annotation, biological process: regulation of axonogenesis; modulation of chemical synaptic transmission; synaptic membrane adhesion. Bases 1037 to 2983 code for a protein of 648 amino acids. Gene Ontology annotation, molecular function: cell-cell adhesion mediator activity. The transcript has 4 exons. The record is from RefSeq and is a predicted model, not a curated record.
UUUUACUUCGAUGUUGCAUAUUUUUCCUUUAAAAUGGAGACGCUGAAGAGAAAAAGAAGAUGUUUAUUCAUUUCUGCAACUUCUCCAAUCAUCUGAUGUAUAGGAUGCCAGUUAAUUCGCUCAAUAGCGUGACUUAUCCCACUGAUAUAACCAGGAGGGAAAAUAGAAAAUAAGCGUCUUGAAAUCCGCACUGGGUUGUGAGGUGAAAUCUAAUCAGAUUCAGCAGCGUUGAUGACUAAGACAAGGGACUUAAAGAAAAAGUUAAAUUUGGAAACGACAGCGAACGGGACUUUUAAAUAACCCCACCUCUGCCCCUCUGUGCAUGGAUGAUGGUCUACUUCAGUCUGCAGUCCACCGACGGGCUCCUCAGGAUGGAUCCACCUGGAAAUUGACCACAUGAGGUUCCCUUCGCCUUUUUGGAGAGGCUACUUUUCAACAUUUCAGUUAUACCGCAGAGAAAAUCUAGGCAGUGUUGCUUCACAUGGACCUGGUUCAUCACUUUAAGAAAACCUUGGACCCCUAGUGAGUAUCCCUUUUUCACCAGGAGAGUAGUUCCAACAAUGGCACUUGUGGGCGCCUUCGUGUUCUGUGUAUCCUGAAAAAGGAGGAAAUAUCGGAUGUGUUAUGAGCACUGUGAGAGUUGAAUGCAUUUUUAUGCAGACUGGUGUGUGGAUUACAUACAACGUAUGGAGCAAAAUGUGCCUGACAAGAAAAUAUCACCCCGGAUUCUGCCAAAUCGCCUGAGAAUUACGGAUGGUUUUUGGAUGCAGUUUUGUGCAAGGAGCUGGGAGCAUCUAAAGCAACGAUCCCUAACACUACAGGAGUCUUUAUGAACGAAAGGGCAAAGUGGAUUCAAACCAGAGGAGAGCAUUGGCAUUCCAUCCGGAUCUUACACAUAUUUCUCAGCCCAGGGACAGCUUUACGGUGGAUUGGAUGCUAACAUGAGGAUGACCGUAACCUUUUGGGAGUGCGAUUGAAUUGGCAGUGAGCCAGAAUCCUCUUUCCAAAGAGUGGACGACCAGUCAAUGAAUUAUGAAUGUUAAACAAGAUGACCUCCUCUCAGCAGCAGCAGAUGAUGCGAGGUCCUAGGUGGAACCGGGCCUUUUCCGACCCUUUGUUUGUGCUGCUUCUGGCCCUCCAGCUGCUUGUGGUGGCAGGGCUGGUACGUGCUCAGACGUGCCCCUCCGUCUGCUCCUGCAGUAACCAGUUCAGCAAAGUCAUCUGCACCAGGCGAGGCCUGCGGGAAGUCCCUGAUGGCAUCUCGACCAACACGCGCUACCUGAAUCUGCAAGAAAAUCUCAUUCAGGUCAUAAAGGUGGACAGCUUCAAGCACCUGAGACAUUUGGAGAUUUUGCAGCUGAGCAAAAACCACAUACGCAAAAUUGAGCUGGGAGCAUUCAAUGGACUGGCCAGCCUCAAUACCCUGGAGCUUUUUGAUAAUCGCCUCACCACUAUCCCAAAUGGGGCGUUUGAGUACCUGUCCAAACUAAAGGAGCUCUGGCUGAGAAAUAACCCCAUAGAGAGCAUUCCCUCCUAUGCUUUCAACAGAGUGCCCUCAUUGCGGCGCUUGGACCUUGGGGAGCUCAAACGGCUCUCCUACAUCUCUGAGGGAGCAUUUGAAGGGCUGAGCAAUCUGCGCUACUUAAACCUGGGAAUGUGCAAUCUGAAAGAAAUUCCUAACCUUAUUCCCCUGGUGAAGCUGGAUGAACUUGAGAUGUCGGGUAACCAGCUAUCCAUCAUCCGACCCGGCUCUUUCAAAGGGCUUAUCCACUUGCAGAAGCUAUGGAUGAUGCACGCCCAGAUCCAGACUAUAGAAAGAAACUCUUUUGAUGACCUGCAGUCAUUAGUGGAGCUAAAUCUAGCCCAUAACAACCUCACCCUCUUGCCCCAUGAUCUCUUCACUCCUUUACAUCGCCUGGAGAGGGUACAUUUGCACCACAACCCGUGGAAUUGUAACUGUGACAUUCUCUGGUUAAGCUGGUGGCUAAAGGAGAUGGUACCAGCAAAUACCAGCUGCUGCGCCCGCUGUAGCUCACCAACCCACCAUAGGGGACGAUACAUCGGUGAGCUGGACCAGAACUACUUUCACUGUUAUGCUCCUGUUAUUGUGGAGCCUCCCGCAGAUCUAAAUGUGACAGAGGGAAGCGCUGCAGAGUUGAGAUGCAGAGCAAGCUCCCUCACCUCUGUAAGCUGGAUUACACCCAAUGGUUCCAUCAUGACACACGGUGCGUACAAGGUCAGAAUCUCUGUGCUGAAUGAUGGCACUCUGAACUUCACCAAUGUCACCAUGCAGGACACUGGUACAUAUACAUGUAUGGUCAGUAACUCUGCAGGUAACACAACAGCAUCUGCCACGCUCAAUGUGUCGUCCACAGAGAACAGCAGCUUCAGCUACUUCACCACUGUCACAGUGGAGACUAUAGAGACGCCGCAUAAUGAAGCCUACACCACUGUGCAACAGAAGGUGACCCCCACCCCAUCUGCUGGUACAUGGGACAGUGUUUCACCCACUUCUACGACCACCACGACGACCACGGUCCGGACCCCGUUUAUCACUCACACCACAGAGAAGACUACAACCAUCUCUGUGACAGAGGUUGGCGGGGAGGGUUCACUGAACGGCCUGGAUGAGGUGAUGAAGACGACUAAGAUCAUCAUCGGCUGCUUUGUCGCCAUCACACUCAUGGCAGCUGUCAUGCUGAUCAUCUUCUACAAGAUGCGCAAACAGCACCACCAGCAGAACCACCACGCACCCACACGCACUAUUGAGAUCAUCAAUGUGGAUGAGGACUGUGUAACAGGUGGCCCAGGCAUGGAGGGCCACCUGACACUGCCUCCUCUUGAGCACGAGCACCUCAACCACUAUAACACUUAUAAGACUGCAUACAACCAUGCCACUAUCAACUCCAUACACAGCUCAGUGCACGAACCUUUGUUAAUCCGGGCCAGUUCAAAAGACAACGUACAAGAGACCCAAAUCUAACAGUUUCUUUUUUCAAAAUGAGACAUUAUAAAACUGAAGGAAUAACAUAAAGACAUUUCUAACCAGACUUUAGAGGCGAGCGGUUGUGAGGACUAUGGCUCAAACAUGAAGAAACAGACUUGUGUUUUGGGCAAAUCAGUGGCUGGUGAUGUUUGUUCCAUGACUUUGGGAAUUAGGGUAUGUCUACUGUUUCAAAAAGUGUCUUUACAAAACAGAAGUUAUUUAUUUAAGAAAAAAAGAACUAUUGUGGUUAAAUCAAGAAAAAACUGUAUUCUGCAAUUAUUUUUUCAGCACUUAAUUCAUUUUCCUUUUCUUUUUUAUCCUCCUCUCAUUUCACGGGAUUGGUUUACUAAUACGCCUUCAAACUCUGUGUGAAGACAUCUGUUGAAGAAAAACUCCUGAAGCAAAUUAUUGUUAUUUUCUUUGGAAACUGCAGACCUGGAAUCAGAUGAGAGGGUAACCUCAUUCUGCCUGUGUCAGUCAAAGGAAUCUAGAGCAUGAUAGUGAUAUUCUCCAGCUGUGGAUGAAGUGAGGAGAUCCCUCUCUACCACCUGUAAUGGAGAUGAGUGAACACGUUCAUUAUUUUGCAGUGAGUGGCACAACUGUCAGUCAGGAGAUUUUAACACGAUUCACUCUUCUUAUAUUUGUCACGUACAUAUAGGCACUACUGCUCUUUUAUCGAUAGACUGAAGAUUAUAAGUGAAGGAAAUAUGUCCUGCCUGCUGCCAUUGUAAACAAUGAGGCUCAUUAUAUAAGAAGAAAAAAUCAAGUAAAAAUUCAAUUUGUUGAAUUACUAUGUACGAAGCGCACACUUGUCUUUGUAUUUCUAGUGGAUAUGCAGAACACUAUUUGAUCCCUAUUUAAACUCACUUUCAAUUAAGUCAUUCUGAGAUAGUCUUAACCUUUUAUAAAAUAUAUUUGAUUGAAUUAGACUUGAAAUGAUGCAAGCACCACAAAUCAACAUAAUUCUUACUAAAAUAGAUACAGAAGUGAAGAUCAGAUGGCUUGUGAAGAUCUUAAAGAGUUGAAAAAGCCCACGAGCGCAAAAUGUUUUAAAUAUUUUUCAGCUUCACCUUUACCCUAAAGUCCUUUGUACUAUUGCAUAUGAAAAUCAUAACUUUGAAGCGCCUCUUUUCAGACUAGGAGAACUUACCUCAUCUGCAGCACUGCAGGUCCGAGUGCUGUCAGAAUCCCACUGAUGAGCUGAGAAAAGAGCCUAAACCUCCCUUUAUGCAGCCGUCUGAUCACAUCGCCUGUCAUCUGCGUGCCACAUUCUCACAUGGGCAGCGUCUGGCGGCCCCAUAUUCACACCCUGCCCCUGCCAACUGCAGGACUUGGCCCUUUUGGCUGCAGGGCUUAUUCUGUGGGAGGCUGCAGUGGUGAGCGUGUGGGGUCUGGCAUCUACCAGAUGUUUGGGAUGCACCUGCCUCUAUCCGUCUCCCUUAGCGGUAUCACAAUUUCCAUUUUAAUUGAUGUGCCUGUGGGCUGUAGAUGGACACAGCUCUCCAGACGGCCAUACCCUGGAAACCAUUUUCAAAGUCCCCACUGUGAGGAGAAAAAAAUAGCACCAGGAAGCAUAACAGCAGAGGUUAGGCAGGCAAAUAGGUGCAAGUUUUGCUCCUCUUAAAAUGUUGUACAAACUCAGCUCAUAAACACGUUGAGCCCAGCUUUGUGAUUUAGAAUAGGUGAAGUGUUUCAGACAAUUCAGUCAAGCAGAGUGCCAUUAAACCUCUGUUGUAAUUGGGGGGGGUGCACUUUCUGUGGACAAAAAUAACAGUUUGUUGUCAGUUUCAAACACCAAAUUCUUAUAUGCUCGAAAAGGCUUUGUGCAAAAUAUGUCAUUUUGCAUUUUGCAUUGGACAGAACUGUGAUCAGCUUUGACUUGUUGUUUUCACAGUGAAUUUCAAAGUGGCUCUUCAGAGCAGAAAUUUGAAUAGUUUCCUUUCACUACUUGAACUGUAUCCAACAUCUCGGCUGCACUGCAAAAUUCAAAUCUAAGCAAAUGUAUCUUACUCAUUGCAUGUUGAAAAUAUCACAGUAUCUCCAUGUACUUUAAGGCACAGUCACCUGACAAGUCCAGAUGAAAAUCCUUUUCAAAAGUACUAACUUAAUUGCAUAGUUUGAUCUUGGUUUAAAAUAAGUGAAAUUACAUAUUCCUGACUUGAAAUUUGAUUUAUUAGACUGCAAAAAGAGCGAAUACAUUUGCUUAGUUUUUCUUUUGUUGUGUGUCUGUACAGUUUAAUUCAGUGACAACACUGUCAGUGUCUAAUGAGCAGUAGUGUUGUUAAAACCACAAAUGUUGCAAUUUCAACCCACAAAUUUCUGGUACAGUUGGAUUAAAGUUAGACAAAAGAUUACCGGAAAAUCAUUCCUUCAAAAUCCACAAUUUAUGCCUUUUCUCGCAUCUAAAAACUUGGCUGCACGAGUGAGCCAAUACACCCCUCUUAAGUGCUGGGACUCAUGCUGCCGUGACCACGGGUGCAGCUGUCCUCAUCACACGUUGCAUGAUGUGAUUGAAAAUUCACCCCCAUUUAUUUUGUAUUGCAAACAAGCUGCUUGUUUGCUUCAAUGACACACACCAAUGCAGACUAGUCCAGCAGAAGGUGGCACUGCCCUUUAUCAACUUUUUCUCCCUUAUCAUGUCAAAAUCCUCCAUUGAAACAAAAUGGGGAUAUAUCUAUAAGUGAAAGAAGAUUGUGGACUGCUGGUUUGAUUGAAAAUAUACAUACCGGAACAACACUGCAGACCGUUCAUCUCCAACCACUCUCACAGACUGUUCAUCUGAAGCCAUGUAUCUCUGAACAUAAAUUUCAGGCUUAAACUUUUGAAAUAAAAUCAUAUUAAAUUUCCAUUUAGGGUUAGAGUAAAGGUUAGGAUUCAAAAAAUUAAAUCCUGACCUGAACAAAAUGAUUACAAAAUGUUCAGUGAAGUCCAGUUAACAGUCUGCUUUUGGUAAAAAAGUUCCUCCUCCAUGAAAACACUAAUGCAGCAAGUGUAGUUUAUGUAGUUUCUUUACCUCUGUUAGCUGCAUAAGCCAAAUAGAUAAAGUAACAAAUUUAACUACAUACAUAACAUUGCUACAUUGCUAACAUAGCUAAUGUAGCUAUGGAGCAUACAAAGCCAAAGCUAAGCUCACAAAGCAGCUUAGUAAACUACACAUCUACAUUUUCUAAGUAGAUAAAUUAGCUUUAGAUACAUUUGUUAAAGCUUACGUUGCUAGAGCUCAUGUUGCCUAACUUGCAAAAGCUAAUGUAGCUAACAUAGAUACGUUGCUAAAGUAGCUAAAGCUAAGCUCACAAAGCAGCUAUAUAAGCUAUAGGCACUGCGUUCAGCAUUAGGUGUGGAAAUCUGUUUUUUUCAUUGGAUCAGGAAUCCUGGAUCAUAUAUCUAUGUCUGAUGUCUGUGACAAAACAAACUACUUAAAAAUUGGUUAAAUUUUCUGUGAGUUCAUAGUGUUUAAAUCAGGUAUAGACCUCCCCCCGUCGUUGACUGGUAUUCAUCAUCUGCUUUAACUCCCCCCUUCGUGUGUUCUGAUGCCAUAUUUCCAAUGGAAGCUAGCAGCCCAGACGGUAUCUACGCAUUGAUAUCUAUGUUUGCUAAGGCCCACAUUGUUACAGCUAAUUUAGCUAUUGGUUUAUGUAGGAACAUUAAUAACAUAGCUAGUGUAGCUAUGUUAGCUUUGGCUAAACCUAAUAAAGCUAGAGUGAGCUAUGGUUCGUGAAAAUACUUCUAAAAUGGGUCUAUCCAUAAUUUAAUUGAACCUCUGACCUUUUUCUCUAUAUUAUUUAUGGAAUGUUGCUAAGUCCGUAAUGUUUGCAAAAUGAUUAUUUCAUGAAUGUAACCACCAGACUUUGUUUAUGAAUAAAGUUGAAUUUGAAAAAAUAUACAUAUAAAACUAGAAAUACAUUGUACCAGCAAAUUAGGGCACCCCAACUCUGAAAUACAUGCAGUCUCAGAUGAGCAGUCUGUUAAAGUGGUUGUCAGAGAUGUACAAUCUGCACCCCGACCCCUCUCCACAGGAAGACAGAUUUAACUUUUUUCCCCUCUGGGAGAGGCCCAGUAACUCACUGCAGCUAAUUUGCAAGUGCAGUUUAUAAUCUGGAUUUUACAGUAGUAUUUUGAGAAUAAAAAUCAUGUAGUAAGGCAAAACUGACACUGGACCUAAGAGACAUCUUUGAAGGUCACAAAGGUAAAAUGU